This is a messenger RNA of Hyla sarda, 2868 nucleotides long. RefSeq names its product zona pellucida sperm-binding protein 2-like. The coding region runs from base 219 to 2810 and encodes 863 amino acids. The transcript has 22 exons. NCBI's taxonomy places the organism in Eukaryota, Metazoa, Chordata, Amphibia, Anura, Hylidae. The record is from RefSeq and is a predicted model, not a curated record.
AUGAGAUUUCUUCCCCAGCCCAUGCACCUUCUCAUCCUCCCCUUCAGAUAACACUUAUCUUCUCUGUGAGGUCCUUCUCCUGUGCAGACCUGCGUCCUUAGAAUACAGAGCAGGGGGAGGGGAGGUUGACGAUCCUGGCAGCUGUUUUGGCCACAGAAGUCUGCACACAACAAAGCACGAGUUCAGGUUUCAUAUUGUCCAGCUGCCAGAGGUCGCUGAUGGAACUCUACUUACCUGCACAAGAUGUUCUUAAGAAAUAUGUAAGAUUUUCAGCAAUUGACCAGUCUGGAGAAGCCCAUGAGAUUACCGAUCAUGUAGCUACGCAGUGCGGGUACACCAUAACCUAUGAUGACUGGGGGAGCAUCUCAUUCAGGUCGUCUCUCUACAGCUGUUAUACUCAGAUUAGGAAUGACACCUACUACACUCAAUCAGUGAAGAUUGAGAUGGCAAGCAGUCGUGGUAUGGGAGAUGCUGUGACCUAUGUGAAAAUGGUCACCUGCCCGUACAUAUGGAGCCCCCGUGAAAUUAUUUGUGAGAGAAACUACAUGGAGGUGUCAGUCAGAAGGAAGAUUCCAGUUAUUUCAGAAGAAGCUUUCAGAAGUGAGCCAGAGGACUGGUCAACUGCAUUUACCCAGGCAGUGAGCGGAUUCAUGUCUGUAUGGCAAGUGGUGUUUCAUCUGUCUACAACCCAGAAAACAACCAUGCUUAUCGAUGCGGCACAGGACAUAGGCUAUGGUAUUAACACAACAGAAUCCAGGAUCUUGUUGAGGGCCCCCUACAACGCUAGCCAAGCUGUUCUUCAAAGGACUGGUGGUGUGUCAUUCUCAACUCUUAGAGCUACACUAUUCUACAAACAGCACUGGUUUAUCUACUUGGUUGACAAUGCUGUGGCCUGCCCAGUGGAGGACGUGAAGUUUAUGAGUGGCUGGAUUGUGUGGACUGUACCAAAGAGCAUUUCUCCCCUUCUCACUGGUGCAAAAGUCAUAAAGAGCAGCCAAAUCCAGUUUGGUGUUGACCUUCGGAAUCUCACAGAUGCAGAGAUCCGUUAUAGGAAGUAUGAGGUUGUGGACAGCAACACAGAAACUACAGCAAGAAUACCUUAUGGAGCUGCUGGGGGAUAUUAUAAGAGCCGUGUUCUCAACUUCCAGCAUGGGGUAACCUACAACAUUCGCCCGUUUCUUGAAAAUGUGUGGGUAGAUGACAGCUGGGGAAUCACAAAAUACACAAUCAUUAAGGAUAUUGUAACGCCCUUCCAAGCACAACCACCUAUCAUCAUCAAUGAAACCAUACCAUCAACUCAAAUCUUUAACGUCACGGUUGGAACAUUUCUCCCGGAUGUCCAGUUGGUUAGUCUGACAGUCGGUGAUGCCAUAUUGACAAUUCCUCAAGGUCUUAACAUGGGAUACACCAUUCAGAAUUUAACCCAGACAAAUGGAACUUUGAUCUACAUCCUUCAUGUUCCUUUCAGUGAUGUACACGUGUCUACAGAGACUUUCCCAGAUGGCAUUCUCUUCACUUUAAAUGUAACAUUUGGGUUCACAAUUAUACCGAAUGGGGAAAACUUCACUACAUCUGGGACUAUUGAAUGCUUCAUCCCCCAGCCUUAUGUUGGUCCUUGUGAACAGAGUGGUAGCACUUUGAGUAUUGCACUGGGAAAUCUUGAUCCAAGCUUGAGGGUGUUCAUCAAGAAUGUGCAGGCAACACCAAAUAGUGGAUUACUGUCAACCAACCAGACUCAUUCUGUUGUCCAGGUUCCUGUAGCAUCAGGGCUUGUAGCAAAUGAGGUGACAGCCACAGGCCUCUCCAUAACCAUUCCUAUAACUAUAAGAGAUCGAACCGGAAACAUGAUUCACGAUGCCAUUAUCUCCUGUGAUGCUCCUCCAAGCCCAGUUGAGUGUCUUCCAGAUGGAACAAUGAAAGUUUCAGUUAAGAGAAUAAGCAACAUUCCGAACAUGGACUUGACUAAACUCAGACUGAGGGACUCUAGCUGUGGCCCAGAUGCUAUUGAUGGCGACAUGGCAAACUUCACAUUCACUGUAAACAGUUGUCGAACUACCCGAAUAUUCCAGGGUAACCUGAUGAUAUAUGAGAAUGCAAUAUCCUAUGUCAGUAGUGUAACUGGGAAAGCCUUAUACAUAAUGAAUGUGAUCUGUAACUACACAACGAACAGCACCUUGGUCGUGGACUACAGCUACCAAGAUAACCCUACCCCCAGUGCACAGACUGGAAAUGCUCCUCUUGGUUUGGUGUUGAAGCUAAGUGAAAGUGAUGAAUUCAGUGUCUUCUAUGGAGAUGCAGAGUAUCCAGUUGUAAAGUUCUUACAGGAUCCCCUGUACUUUGAAGUUGAGCUAUUGUACAGUACUGAUCCACAGCUAGAACUCUUCUUGGACAGUUGCUGGGCUACUACAACUCCUGACAUGGCAAGUCUUCCUAUGUGGCCGAUCAUCGACAACAGUUGUGAACAUAGUGAACCCUACAAGACAAUCUUUCACCCAGUGAUGGCAGAUCAGAGAGUACAAUUUCCAUCUCAUCUAAAAAGAUUUGAAGUGAAAACCUUCACCUUCAUGGAAGAGGCUGCAGCCUAUACUGGAGAGAUCUACUUUCACUGUGAUGUGAUUAUUUGUGAUUCUUCCAAUCUGGCUUCUGAUCCAACCUGCACACAAAUAGGCUCCUGUAUCCCUGCCCGGCAAAGGACGGGACGGAGCUUGGAUACAGAUGGCAACAGGCAAAGAUUGGUUUCUUCCAGAGCAGUUUUCCUACUGGGAUCAAAAAUGAGGGCAGACAAGCAAAUUCAGAAUCAUCCUCAAUAACUUCAAGAUGGAAACUUUUAAGAAGGCACUUUUGUUAAUAAAUUUGAGGAUAAAAUGC